Pyrus x bretschneideri (Chinese white pear) is the source of this 1677-nucleotide messenger RNA. RefSeq lists its product as uncharacterized. The coding region runs from base 326 to 1450 and encodes 374 amino acids. NCBI's taxonomy places the organism in Eukaryota, Viridiplantae, Streptophyta, Magnoliopsida, Rosales, Rosaceae. Gene Ontology annotation, biological process: rRNA base methylation. Gene Ontology annotation, molecular function: rRNA (uridine-N3-)-methyltransferase activity. The transcript has 4 exons. Gene Ontology annotation, cellular component: cytoplasm. The record is from RefSeq and is a predicted model, not a curated record.
AACCUAGUCAGUACUCAAGUAUGAUCCUUUAACCGUACAGUCCAUUUUGUAAGCAUGAGUACAAGUGUCACUCACUGACAUGUUAAUGAGCUGUCAAGGCAGCUUUAUUUGCAAGCUAAUUAAGUUAGCGUUGUUUGGCAGCAAAGAUUAGGCUGAGCACAUAAACUCUUCGAAUAAUAAAAGAAUAAAGAGCUUUUACUUUUGUUUCUUACUUCAUCUUUGUCAAGAGAUACCCUCUGUAUCUGGUAUCACCUUUAAGAGAGUAAGCGAAAUGGUUCAAAGAGAAAGCAGAUAAUUUUUAAAGGAAGUUGAGCAAAAAUCAAGCAUGGGUAAGAAACAGAGAUGGAUAGGACACUACUCUAGCUCUCAUAAAAUACUCUUGGUUGGUGAGGGAGACUUCUCAUUUUCUGCCUGUUUGGCUAGAGCAUUUUGCUCCGCCGCGAACAUGGUUGCUACGACUCUCGAAUCGGAAGAUACUAUAUUGGUUGAGCAUGGCAGCAGUGAGGCACAUUUGGAGGAGUUGGAGAGAAGAGGGUGCUUGGUGUUGUAUGAAGUCAACGUAUAUGUCAUGGACCGUCAUCCCACACUUAGGUCUAUGAAAUUUGAUGUUAUCAUAUUCAACUUUCCUCAUGCAGGUCAUUACCAUCGGCUAGUCGAAACCGACGAGGAGCUUAUAGAAUUGCACAGACAUUUGUUAAAAGCAUUUUUCAAAAGCGCCCGCGGGAUGCUUAGCAAAGGUGGUGAAAUUCAUGUUUCACACAGGGUAGACUACCCGUAUGAUCAAUGGAAGUUGAAGGAGCUUGCUGAGAAAGCAGGCCUGUUUUUGAAGGAGAAAGUGCGGUUCGACAAAUCGGACUACCCUGGCUACCACAAUAAGAGAGGUGGCGGCAUCCAGAGCAACAAAAUGUUUCCUCUAAAAAACAAGGAAAGUUACACCUUCAAAUUCUCUCUCAACCGUGCAAGUUCUGAAAUUUCUGUUUGUGAUUCGACAACCAGCAUUGUUAGUGAUGUCCCUUCACCACCUGGCUAUCAGGGUUACCUUUGUCCUCCAGCUCCUACAAGCCCACCCUUACGAGAGAUUCUUGGGUCUGGCAUCCAGACCACGAGCCGGUGCGAACCUAAGACACAAAACCCCCCGCACGACCCAUCACCUCUUGUUUUGAGACCCACCACUAGCCCAUGUAAUGGCCCCAACCCGCCCUCGCUCUCCAUGGCCCACUGCCUCCGGGUUCGGGAGGAAAGAAUUUCUCCACCCUUACCUCCUUCCUGCCAAGACGAUGAUGAACCUCCAGCUCCCCCAACCCCACGUCCUUCACGCCAAGUAGAUGAUGACAACGGCUGCUGCUCAAUCCUUGGAGGCUGUUUGUUUGCAAUUUUUUCGCUGAUGGCUGGAUAUUGGACGCUCACCGCUUUAGGCAAUUUUUUUUGUUACUGUCGAAAGCUGGUAUGACCGAGUGCAAACCUUGUGCAACUCCUCUUCUUCCAGAAGCAACAACUCAGGAGAACCUCUUGCUGAUCCGUUCUUGUUUCGGAGCUUGGUAGGAGGAUUGCAAUAUCUUACAUUUAGUACUGGUUUAGGGCUGUUUUUCUUUUUUUCUAAAACAUGCGGACGCAUAGUGAUGUCUAAUGAAACUUUCUACAUUCCAAUAACACCUUCGUCACGGUCUCUUAACCACA